Girardinichthys multiradiatus is the source of this 2229-nucleotide messenger RNA. RefSeq names its product cytochrome b-245 heavy chain (gene cybb). Gene Ontology annotation, biological process: superoxide anion generation; defense response. The record is from RefSeq and is a predicted model, not a curated record. The transcript has 14 exons. Gene Ontology annotation, molecular function: superoxide-generating NAD(P)H oxidase activity. Gene Ontology annotation, cellular component: NADPH oxidase complex; plasma membrane. The coding region runs from base 91 to 1788 and encodes 565 amino acids. Lineage: Eukaryota; Metazoa; Chordata; Actinopteri; Cyprinodontiformes; Goodeidae.
UCCUCCUAAACUGCCACCUGGCCUCCAGGAGCAAACAGCUUUGGGUGGCGUGACGCACCAGAUCCACUUUAUUUCUAGGCUCCUCUCAUCAUGGGGAACUUUGUUGCCAACGAGGGACUCUCCAUCUUUGUUAUUCUGGUAUGGCUGGGAAUCAACGCCUUCUUGUUUGUCCAUUUCUACAUGGCCUUCCUGGUGGACCGGUGGUUCUACACCAGGGUGCUGCUCGGGCAAGCUUUGUCAUGGGCCAGAGCUCCUGCUGCCUGCCUCAACUUUAACUGCAUGCUGAUCCUGCUGCCAGUCUGCAGAAACCUGUUGUCCAUAAUUCGAGGCACCAUCCAGUGUUGCAGCCGGACUGCAGCUCGUCAGCUCGACCGAAACCUCACUUUUCACAAACUGGUGGCUUACAUGAUUGCCUUCCACACAGCUGUACACAUUAUAGCACACUUGUUCAACUUUGAGUUUUUCAUGGACGCUCAGCUGAAUCGCAACAACAGCCAUCUGCCUUUCAUCUUGUCUGAAAUCGGCACCGGAGACAACGCCUCCUUCCUGAACCCCAUCAGGAGCAAUGAGACGAGCCCUACUAUUGUCAUGUUCACCACCAUCGCUGGGCUGACGGGCGUGGCCAUCACGCUGGCUCUCAUCCUCAUCAUCACUUCGUCCAUGGAGGUCAUCCGCAGGUCGUACUUUGAGGUGUUCUGGUACACGCAUCAUCUCUUCGUCAUCUUCUUCAUCGGCCUGGUGUUCCACGGCUAUGGGCGAAUUGUGCGAGGACAGACUCCAGUUAGCCUGCAGACGAACAAGCCCAACGUCUGUGCCCACAGGUUUGAAGACUGGGGUAAAAACGAGUCCAACUGUGCCGUACCCGAGUUUGCAGGAAAUCCACCAGGGACAUGGAAGUGGGUGUUGGGCCCGAUGAUCCUCUAUGUGUGCGAGAGGCUUGUUCGAAUCUAUCGGUCCCAUCAGAAAGUGGUCAUCACCAAGGUGGUGAUGCACCCUUCCAAGACCCUGGAGCUGCAGAUGAAGAAGAAAGGCUUCAGCAUGGAGGUGGGACAGUACGUCUUCAUCCAGUGUCCAUCCGUCUCCAGGCUAGAGUGGCACCCAUUCACCCUGACCUCUGCCCCGGAGGAGGACUACUUCAGCGCCCACAUCCGCAUUGUUGGAGACUGGACUCAGGCGCUGUACGAAGCCUGCGGAGGAGAUAAACCUGAACAGCAGGAUGCCUGGAAAUUGCCCAAGGUAGCCAUAGACGGCCCGUUUGGGACUGCCAGCGAGGACGUGUUCCGGUAUGAGGUGGUGAUGCUGGUGGGAGCAGGAAUCGGGGUGACUCCCUUCGCCUCCAUCCUUAAGUCUGUGUGGUACAAACACAUCCAGAACAACCAAGACGUCUUCACCAAGAAGAUCUACUUCUACUGGUUGUGUCCUGAGACUCAGGCCUUCGAGUGGUUCGCGGACCUGCUGCAGUCUCUGGAGCGCCAAAUGGCAGACAAAGACAUGGCCGACUUUCUCAGCUACAACAUCUACCUGACCCGCUGGAAAGACACGGAGGCGGCUCAUUUCCGUGUCCAUCAUGAGGCGGAGAAUGAUCCAAUCACUGGGCUCAAACAGAAGACUCUUUACGGCAAGCCAAACUGGGACAAUGAGUUCGCCAACAUCGCAUCGAACCACCCGCGGUCCAAAGUCGGAGUGUUCCUGUGUGGUCCUCCUCAGCUCGGGAAGUCUCUGGAGAAACAGUGCCUGUCUCACUCCGAGGCAGACGUCAAGUUCAUCUUCAACAAGGAGAACUUCUGAUAACCUCUGCGGGAAAGCUUCUGGUCUCCUUCAGACCACAGAUAUGUUGUAAUAUGUUGCUUUAACCCAAAAAAAGAAGAAAUCCAACCACCUUGCUUCUUCUUCUACUACUUCUUCUCCUUUAGCGUCAUUUCAAAACUUCCUUUCAUUCGAACAGAGUUUUGUCAGAGUUUGAAGAAGAACUAAUCUUCAGAUGGCUUAAUAAAUGCUGGAGAAACACAUGAAAGCUUCUGCUGCAGCUGCAAAGACAUUAAAAACAAAAGUACAAAAAGACAAAGAAAGGCUUUUAAGCUUUUUAAGCUCACAGCGUGAAAAACAUGUAAAUAUUGUUAAUAUUUUCAUGUUAAUGAUGUUAAUAUUUUUGUCUGAAUUUUGCUUUUCAAAAUAAAAGUAUGUGUCAUGUUGUUCAUUUUCCAGGUUAAAUAAAAAAUAAGCUUGAAA